Molecule: messenger RNA, 974 nt
Organism: Punica granatum (pomegranate)
Lineage: Eukaryota; Viridiplantae; Streptophyta; Magnoliopsida; Myrtales; Lythraceae
Source: RefSeq, a predicted model, not a curated record
GGGGGUUGAAAUUUAUGGUCAUCAUCUUCUCUCCCUCUCUCUCUCUCACUGUAAUCGAAGAGACGGAAGCGGGAGCGAGUGAGAGAGAGGAGAGGGAAAGGGGAGAAGAGAAGAAUGGCGAUAUCUUCUCUUUUCGCAGCUCUGUCACCUUCCUACCACUCACUCUCUCAGCCUCAGCUCCAUCUCUCUCCUUCUCCGUUCAAUGGCCCUUCAAACCUCAUCAGGUUCCCAUCGUCGAAGCUCAGCGCCCCUCUCUGUUCUUCUUCCACUUCCACUCCCGUAGUAGAGGACGGUCUUCCUCCUCCUGCCCAAUCCGACCCCCCCAUCGAAACCAGCGACGAUGUCCCUUUCCGUGGUUGUAAGGCCUGCGGGAGAGAGGAAAUCGAGAGGGGAUGCAAUGGGGAGGGAAGGAUCCAAGGCGGCAUUGCAACGGUCCCUGGCUUCGGUUGGUGGCCCAUCAAAGCUUACAGGCCUUGCCCAGGCUUCAUAGCUUCUGGUGGUAGGUACUUUCGACGUGGCCAAAGCAUGGAUGAGGUUGCCUCCGGAAGAGGAGGGCCUGCUGCAACUUAUGCAGACAGUGACGAUGAAUCUGAGCCGAGAUGAAUUUGCAUGCAUAUGGGUGUUCAAAGUGCAUCAAAAGAUUUGCAGCGAAUGUAAUUCUUCACUUCUUUCCAAGUUCGAGGAAUUCCAUAGGAAUGAGAUGGAACAAUAUAAAGAAUACCAAUACCGAUACCUGGAGUUAGGUACUCAUAUUCCUCUUGCUUUGCAACGGGGCAAGGUGGAUCAUGCUUUUGCCCGUAGAACAGCAGAAGGCUGCUGAAUCUGCUUUGUAAACACACUUACUAUUUAGUCUUUGCUAUGUCUUAUUCUGAUAGCAAAGUAGGAACUGUUCUAGAUUUGAGAACCUCAUUACGUGUUACCGCGAGUCUUUGUUCAUGGAAACUCUAUAUGGGUUUGGGCGCUUGAUUGUGCUU